This is a messenger RNA of Dermacentor andersoni, 1263 nucleotides long. Its product is annotated as endothelin-converting enzyme 1-like. Gene Ontology annotation, molecular function: metalloendopeptidase activity. The record is from RefSeq and is a predicted model, not a curated record. Gene Ontology annotation, cellular component: plasma membrane. NCBI's taxonomy places the organism in Eukaryota, Metazoa, Arthropoda, Arachnida, Ixodida, Ixodidae. Gene Ontology annotation, biological process: protein processing.
AUGUCUCUGGAAAAGAGCGUGAUUCCAGUGCUUGGAAGGUCCCUCGUCGGAAGACUUGAAGUCCUUCAAACCCACACAAACCAAUUGAACAUUACGGCGCCCUCCAUUCCACUGGAAGAGUGGCAACGUGAGCUGCGAAAUCGAUUCAACAUCUCUGCCGCUAAUGUAACAAUCUACGGAAUCCGAUUCUUCGAAGCAUUCUUCGAGUUGCAUAAGACGCUCGGUGAACGUGCGCUGAAACAGUACUUCGGGUGGUUUGUGGCGGAGGCUUUCUUGCCCUACACAAAUUCUCACAUUCUUCACGAGUUUCACGGGAGUGAAGACAAAGCGAUGGACGAGCAGAUAAAAUUCUGUCUUGGGUUCGCUGGCGCCACCGGUUACGCCCUUGACGCGAACUACUUGAAGAGCACCACCGACGCGAAAGUGCUUGACCAGGCGACUCAAACGGGAGCAAGGAUCAAGGAUGCCUUCUACGAGACGGUCAGGAGAAACACUUGGUUCGAAGAGCGCCCCGUUACUUCGCUGGAGGUGGACCGCGCCGAGAUAUUACUCGGCAUGCUGGGCAAGUCCGAGGCGAACAAGUGGCUGCCUGACAUGACCGACGACGCGAUCAAAAACCUCGCUACCUUGUCUUCGCUAGGGUCAGGUGCGUCCGGGAACGACUCCUCUUCACUCUCAAAAAGCGUGGUCAUCGACCUGUCCGAGCAGGGCCCCUUUAUCCCGGGGGAUACCGCGAAUCCGCCGCUGGCUCUGGCGCCAUAUCAUUUCUCCUUUCCUUUCCUCACGGUGGACGCACCCGCACCCGCCAUCUAUGCUGGACUCGGUUUCGUGCUAGCACGGCUUCUGUUCCAGGAUCUGUUUGCGGGCCAGCAGCACUGGAAGAACGCGACGCUGGACAAACUGCACGAGCGCAUGGCAUGCGUUUACACUGCCGACGAGACGGCUAUCCCGGACCGAGCCACCAGGGACGACGUUGUCGUGGCGACGGCGGCCGUUAGCACUCUGUGGCGCGCGUUCCUGUCUGCUGCUACGGUGCCAGAGUCGAAUGUUUCGGUUCCAGCGCUCGAUCUCGAGCCGCAGUUGCCGAAGCUUUCCGAGCGGCAGCUCUUUUUCGCGCUCCUGUGCCACAGCACGUGCGGUGAUCCAGCUGGAGCACUACGGUGCAACGUGCCACUUAGGAACAGCGAGGCCUUUGUCCAGACUUUCUCAUGCCAGCCGGGAAGCCCCAUGCACACGACUCGCAUGUGUCCGGUCUUCAGUUGA